Messenger RNA from Tachysurus vachellii, 3072 nucleotides. RefSeq names its product myeloid-associated differentiation marker-like protein 2. Gene Ontology annotation, cellular component: membrane. The transcript has a single exon. NCBI's taxonomy places the organism in Eukaryota, Metazoa, Chordata, Actinopteri, Siluriformes, Bagridae. The record is from RefSeq and is a predicted model, not a curated record. The coding region runs from base 781 to 1692 and encodes 303 amino acids.
GUUGCCAGUCUUAAAAUUUCCCUUUGUUAUUGCAAAUGUUAUAUAUGCUUUAUUUGCAUGAACCAGUGCUGUAGUAGACAUAAAUGCAGUCCUCUAGGCUAAACCACAUCCCCGCCCUAAGAUAACUACAUACACAUUUGCCUGACUGAGACAUAUGUUCCUAUUUAUAGAGCUGGUGUGGUACAACUCAGUACAAGAGUUUCCUAGCAGAUCAAGUGGGAGAGUUUGAAGGAGUUUGAAGGUUUGACGGACACAGAAACAAGGCUAUGAAAAAGUUAUUAAUCUGCUCUUUUAAAACUCUUCUAUGGCAUGGAUGAGGAAUCUUCAGUGCUCUUUUGUAAGGGGAACUACAUUGACAAGAUUUUGAAGAUUUUUUUAUAUACAAAGGAUACUUUACUGAACCUCAGGAAUAUUUUGCAUUCACUUCUAUCAAUAUAUAGUCAAAGGUAUGGCAUAUUUUUUUAAGAGACAGAAUUGACAAUAUUUUAAUAUAUUACAUAUCAAUAUAUUAAAAUAUAACUGAACUUUUUUGUAAAACCCUUGGUUUAAAUUAUUCACGUUUAGAGAGAAACAAACAACACAAGAACUAAAAAUCUGAUCCACACACUGAGUUUCAAAGUGUGACAGGAAAGCACAGAAUAAGACUGGUAAUUAAAGGGCAUCUAAAAAAAGACCUGGACAGAGGGCGAGGCUGUGGAGUCAUAUGUGGAGGCAUAGUAACACUGAUUCUAAAAGAAGAGCUGUUUAAAUCCAUCCAGCCUGCACCAAGAAGAUCUGCUGAUGGAUCCCUAUGGAGGUCACUACCUGAACCGAGACGCAGUGCUAUCUUUACUGGGUGUUGCUCGCAUGUGCCAACUGAUAUUGGGCUGCACCACGAUGGCUUUGGUGGCUCACAGCGCAGGCUUCAGUGCCACCUAUGGCACCUUCUGCAUGUUUGUGUGGUGCUUCUGUUUCGCCAUGACAUUGAUUAUUUUUGUUCUUGAUGUGGUUCGCCUGCAUGGCUGCGUGCCAAUCUCCUGGGACAAUUUCACUGUGGCCUUUGCCAUGCUUUCCACAUUAAUGUACAUCACAGCUUCCGUUGUGUACCCUGUAUAUUUCCUCGGCAAUGAAUGCCCGACUGAAGGCUGUGAAGUGCGCAACUAUCGCAUUGCUGUUACCGUCUGCUCCAGCAUCUGUUCUUUUGCCUAUAGUGCUGAGGUUCUCCUCACACGUGCCAAACCAGGCCAUGUAGUUGGUUACAUGUCCACCUUGUCAGGUCUGCUAAAGGUAGUUCAGGCCUUCAUUGCUUGCAUAAUUUUUGGUGCUCUGGCAAACGACAGUGAGUACCAUCGGCACAUUCCCACACAGUACUGUGUAGUGGUCUACAGUCUAUGCUUUGCCAUUACAGUGGUAGUGGUGAUUCUGACAGUCUCAGGAAGGACGAUAGUUCUGAGGCUGCCAUUUGACCGCUUUGUGAUUAUAUACACUUUCCUGGCAGUCCUGCUGUACAUGAGUGCUGCUGUGGUGUGGCCGGUCUUCAGUUUUGAUAAGAAGUAUGGCUCUCCUGGGCGACCGGAUGAUUGCCCCCAGGGAAAAUGCCCAUGGGACAGCAAGCUUGUGGUGGCAGUGUUCACCUUUGCCAACCUGGUGCUGUACGUCAUUGACCUACUGUACUCUCAAAGAAUCCGAUUUGUCUCACAGUCAGCUCCCUAAAAUAGCAUUUCUGCUUCUACUUGCUUAAAAUAAUGUUCUUAUACAAGUGCUUAUACAAAUAUAGCCACUAAUACUGAGUCAUUUCAUGUCUCUGAAUUUUACGAUAGAUAGAUAGAUAGAUAGAUAGAUAGAUAGAUAGAUAGAUAGAUAGAUAGAUCUAUGACUGCUUCUAUGUAAUGGAAAACCUGUUAUAGCUUUAUUUUCAUGUAUACCUUUCAAUUUUACUUAGUAACAUGAUUAAAAUCAGUCAAAUCUUGAAUUUAUCGUUUUUUUUUAAGGUUCUUUAUCUCCAGUUAUCAAAUCCAUUGAUUUAGAUGAUUAUGGGAACAUAUGAUUUUAUAGUACACUUGUUUUUUUUUUUUUUUACAACAAACCAAAUUCAAGCUUAUUUUUUCAAGCAUGUAUCAUGGUACUGGAUGUGUACUUUGUUUCUGAAUUCCUUCCACUUGAAACAGGGCCCUUUGUUAUACCUGACUGUACAUUCAUUCAUUCAUUUUCUAACACUUAUCCGAACUACCUCGUCUCACGAGGAGCCUGUGCCUAUCUCAGGUGUCUUCGGGCAUCAAGGCAGGAUACACACUGGACGGAGUGCCAACCCAUCGCAGGGCAUGAUUGUACAUUAAAACUAUUAAAUGUAUAUAUUGUACUGCUAGUUACCUUUCUGGGUUUCACUAAUUUAGCUGAUACAAAGUUGGACUGUUUGAAGAAAGUAAAUGCAUACAUCAUUAAUAGAUAUAUCUUUAACAAAAAACUCAUGGACAUUUUCACUUUUUCAGUGAAAAGUGAAUUUCAGACAGGAAAUGGUCUAUUACAGUUUUAGAAAUAUUUUAAUGAAGAUUCAUAGAUUUCCAACACUAUGGUUGACUAUUUCCUGCCUGAAUUUAGUAAAAUGUCUAAAAACAAAAAAAUGCCUAUCGUAUGUAUAAAAAUAUCGUACGAUACAAAAAUGUAUGUAUAUAUUUGGCUUAUAUUUUUAUACUACAUCAUUUUGACUAUAUUCAAAAUAUUUUCAUUUUUAAACUUUGCGAUGCUUAUAGCAUACAUUGAGACCACUACUCAAUCUUAGGAACCAAAUUAAAAUUCAGCACCUAAUUAGCUACCCAGAUAAAGGUUCACCAGAUCAUUACCUACACUGUAUCAGUUCCAUUUGGUACUCUGAUCAGGAGACACUUCAAAGAAGUUCAGGGGCAUAAAAAGAUAAGCAUUGCACAAUAUAAGAUCCUUUUACCAUCAUUCAACCAGACGCAAUUACCAUCCAAAUAACCUAUGUCUGUGAUGCUGUACUUUGCUUCUAUUCUCUGUAUCUUGUUUUUGUGUUUUGUAAAAUAAAACAACUGAACACAUUUUUCUCUAAAUAAUCAGUAGUUCUGCAGGACAGUA